Messenger RNA from Diatraea saccharalis (sugarcane borer), 3403 nucleotides. The record is from the annotation of a GenBank genome assembly. NCBI's taxonomy places the organism in Eukaryota, Metazoa, Arthropoda, Insecta, Lepidoptera, Crambidae.
AUGGCGUAGUCAGCGUGCGCGAUUGAUUGCAGAGCGGCGCGGCUCCGCGACCGCCAGUCGUCAGUGUUCAAUUCAAUUAUUAAUUCGCCGCGCGAGCCGCGGGCCGUAGGUCGGUCGUGGUCGAGUACGCGGGGCCGGCGCGUUCCCCGUAAGUGUUGUUGUAUCGAGUAUUUCCCGGUGUUCCAAGUGACUAUUAUGAGUGACAGGGACAGGUCGUCGCCUUCCCUCACGGACACCCCGCUGAAGACUUACAUCGGCAGACACGACGACGACUACCCCCUCAUAAACGGAAACGAUUUCCUGAACCACGGGGCUAGUUUCAACAAAAAAUACGGCAAGUCGGUGAACGCUAAGGAUGCCCUCGAGGACAAGAAAGAUGACAACGAGCUAUGGGAGGCGCAGGCCGCCUUCCUCGGCCCCAAUCUCUGGGACAAGACGCUGCCCUACGACCCUGAUCUCAAGUACGUGGACUUAGACGAGUUCCUGUCCGAGAAUGGAAUGCCGGGAGAGGCGCUCGGUGGGGCGCACCUGGGCGGUGCGGCGUUCGGCACGGGCGCCGGGCUCGCGCUCGGCCUCCAGGCGCCUGUCACCAAGCGGGAGCGGUCACCUUCACCCUCCGACUGCAUGAGCCCCGAUACCAUCAACCCGCCGCUAUCACCCGCCGACUCUACAUUUUCAAUGGCGUCGUCGGGACGCGACUUCGAUCCUCGGACUCGCGCCUUCUCCGACGAGGAGCUCAAGCCUCAACCCAUGAUCAAGAAAUCCCGGAAACAGUUCGUGCCCGACGACCUCAAAGAUGACAAGUACUGGGCACGCAGACGGAAGAACAACAUGGCAGCCAAGCGGUCACGUGAUGCGCGCCGCAUGAAGGAGAACCAGAUCGCCCUCCGCGCUGGCUACCUCGAGAAAGAGAACAUGGGUCUGCGGCAAGAAGUUGAGUUGUUGAAGAAAGAGAAUCACAUCUUGCGUGAGAAGCUGUCCAAGUACGCGGAUGUAUAGGCGGUACACCCCACCUCCUCCCCCCGCAUAGCACAAACACGGCACAUGACACGUGUGCGCGGCCGCCGGGCCCCGCACCGGGCCCCGAGCCCCGCCCGCCGCCGCACCGGCUCUGGACACUCUUUUCUCUAUUUUAUCAUUCGAUUUAACUCUUUGUUUCAUAAAACAUACAUUUAUCUUUGUACUUCAUACGAAAUUCUUAGGCAUAACAUGUUCAAUAGCUAUUAUUCAGUUCUAUGCAUUUCUGUUACGAAGUUGAAAGUUUUCUGUUUUCUUGAUUUUCAUCAACGAGUUUUGUAAAAUUUGGUCAAUUCGAAUAUAUGUUAACUAAAUAUUGAUCUAAAUGUAAAAGUGAGAGUAAUGUACGAGUUAAAAAUGACUGUGAAAUCACUAUUUUGUUAGCCUUUUAGUUUCAUACUAAAUCACCAUCUAUAUAUAUAUAUAUAUAUAUAUAUAUAUAUAUAUAUAUAUAUAUAUAUAUAUAUCACUUGUGUUAUGUUUUACUUCUGUAGAUUUAUUUUAAUAAUGCAGUUACCGUAAGUUUAUGGACUUAGUUUAAUAGAUAAAUCUUUAACCAAAGUUCCGCUUGGACUCAGAUCUUUCGUCGUUUCUAAUGCCUUCAUCGGACAACAGUUCGACACUCAACAGGGUUAGUCAACGACGUACGGACCAAAAUUGUUUGCAAAUUAUUUAUUAUCGAAGAGAUAUGUCGUGUCCCGUCCCGAGCGCGGCCGCGACGUCGUGCCACGGCGUUGUCCGACCGAGUGCGGUUUAUUUUAAUAAGUUAAUGUUGUUGAAUAUUUAUAUUGAGCCGGCGCCGGGGACUCGCCCCGCCGCCGCACCACGCAAGAUUGCUCAAGUGGCUCGCGUACGCAUGCGCAACUAUGUAGUGGCUGCCUCUGUAUAUAGAUAGGUUUAAUAAGGCCUCGAGCCGGCCUGGGCCGUCCGGGCCCGUCCGUCCGCCCGGCGCCGGCGCCGCUCGACGUCCCUCACUGUAGCUCGCUUCGUAGGACUGCUCCGUAUGAGAUUAGAUCCUAACGGGAGAAAUGGGGCGCCCGCGCACCCUUACUCCGUACGUACCCUCUGUCAUUUCUGUAGUGAGCGAACACUAGUUUCGUUUCAAAUUUACUUAGUAAAUAGUUUAAGUAGUUGUAGUUUCUGUAGUGUAGUCGUUAUUAGUCUAUUUUUGUUAUGGCUGUAGUUGUUAACGUUUUUGAAAGUUUAUAUUAUUUUUUUUUAGUUUUAAAGAGACUUGCGUAUUGUGUCGAUAAGGGCAUAUAGAUAUAAUCAGGCGCUUCGCGCCGCUGAGCAUCCAUCCCUUCGCCCCCUCCCAGUGUCCGCAGUGGGGGAGGCCGGGGCCCGAGGUUGUCCGUCGGACCCCGUGCGCUUCCUUGCCGCUCCUCGCGUCUCUGGACGUUUCUCCCGCACUCUAUUUGACUCGUGCUAUUGUUAUAAUAUAUUUUUGUAGGUUUUUGUCGUUGAUAAAUGAGUCAAUUGAAUGUUUAUUGAAUUGAAGAAAAAUUAAUGUUUAUAAACUAAGACUAAGAAGUUGUUGCAUUUGAAAGUAUUUUAUGGAUACAAAGCGAGAACAAUAAAAUGUUUUUUCUAUAAAGGUUUACAUGUGAGGGAUUCUACAAAGGUGUGAAGGUUAACUUUGAAAUGCACUGUUUCAUAUCAAAUGAUAUUAUAUGUAUUAAAAACUUAAUGUUUACUGCCACGUAUGGCGGCGUUUGAUAUUCCAUCUUGUUUGUUAAACAAUAUACAUGCCUACUUUGAAUUACUCAUUAUUAUGUAUUGUAUUAAUUAUAUAAAUAGUUUCACCGAAAGUUGUAACAUGGGUAUAUUAAUGUAAUGAAUAUAUUAAGUGAUAGGAAGGAAUCGUAUGUAAGAACAAGUGGUUUAUGUAUACCUACCUAUGUUAAAUGUAUCUAUUGGGCCGGCCGGGGCCCGUGGCAACGCAGGGAAAGUGCUACAACCGCGUACCGCGUGCCUGGGCCCCGCGCCCCUGUAACCUCGCCCACUCCGGCCCUCCCCCCCCUCCCCGCACCCCCGCUCCUGCACCCCUCCCUUUCUUUAUUUAUUUAUUACCUUAGCGUUGCAACAACAUAAAACCAUAAUGAUUUCGAUGUACGAGUAGUAUUUUGUUUGACUUUAAACGGUUCUAUGGAUUGAAAUAAACGUGAAUUGUUGUAAUCAUGAUUAGUUUUUUUUAUACUUUUGCGCCAUGGGCGGGGGGCUGGGGGCGUCGCUAGUUAGUUGUGGAGUACGCAGUAGGUACUUAAUGAUAACGCUGGCAGUCUAGCGACCUCACGGCUAUAGGAAGCCGCUUACAUGCCGCUGAUACGUUUCUCGAUCGGUGUUUUAUGUAAUAAAUCAUGGUAAAAGUACCUUGCACACAAUACGA